AAAACUUGCAAACCAAACUGCCCAGAUGGAUAUUUUGCAAAAGCUAAAGUUUGCACCGUUUGUCCAGAUAAUUGCAAAACUUGCACUGAGGAAACAAAGUGCACUGCUUGCAAAGACGAUUCGUUGAUGGUAGAAGACACCAAAAUGUGUGUGAAAGACAACUGUCCAGAAAUGUAUUACAAAUCUGAAGCCGACAAAAUGUGCAAGAAAUGCACUGACAAAUGUAAAGUCUGCAGUAAUGCAAAUGAUUGCCAAGAAUGUGUUUCACCAAACAUGUUGGAGGAGGGAACCAUGAAAUGUGUUGACAAAUGUGAAGACGGGUUCUAUAAAGCAAACGCAACCAAUUGUGAUAUGUGCAUGGAUAAGUGCAUGAUGUGUGCAGCCAAAGAAAAGUGCGACAAGUGCAAAGAAAACUUUUUCCUAUCUGAAGACAAAUGUGUUGACAUUUGCCCAGAAAAGUACUUUGAAAAAGAAGGAAAGUGCGAGAAGUGCAAAGACAAAUACGACACUCCAUGCAAAGAAGGUGACAAGGAAUGUGAAGUUUGUGUGAACAAAAGUGGGUCGUUUGGAACUUACGUUCUCGCUUUGGUAUUAGUCUUGAUGAUCGUUUUCUAA
Messenger RNA from Entamoeba invadens IP1, 615 nucleotides. RefSeq lists its product as hypothetical. Lineage: Eukaryota; Evosea; Mastigamoebida; Endamoebidae. The transcript has a single exon. The annotation marks the transcript as partial. The record is from RefSeq and is a predicted model, not a curated record.